Molecule: messenger RNA, 999 nt
Organism: Zygosaccharomyces rouxii
Lineage: Eukaryota; Fungi; Ascomycota; Saccharomycetes; Saccharomycetales; Saccharomycetaceae
Gene: PDP3
Product: Pdp3p
Exons: 1
Coding region: 1-999 (332 amino acids)
Source: RefSeq, a predicted model, not a curated record
AUGGUUCAGGAAUUAAAGACUGGUGAUUUAGUUCUAUGUAAAGUGGGAUACUUCCCACCUUGGCCUGCGGUGGUUUUCCCUCAAAGAUUGUUAAGAAAUGAUGUUUAUCGUAAACGAAGGCCGAAUUGUAUUGCAGUUUGUUUUUUCAACGAUCCAACUUACUAUUGGGAGCAACCUCAUAAGCUAAGACCAUUCGAACCUAAAAUGGCCGAAAACUUUCUGCAGCAGGAAGCCUCGACGUCUCAGGAAGAUUUGAUCGAGGCUUAUAGACAAGCCCAAAGUUUUAGCAGCUUAGAGGAUUUCAUAGUGAGUAGAUUGAAAGAAGAGGAUAGGUUUGGUGAAUUAAAGGAGGAGUUGAACAGAGAAACUAUAUUACCGGGAGAAGAUCCCUUUAUGAGUAAGGCAGAAUCCAAGAAAAGAAAAUCAAUACCAACUAAUACCAGGAGCAAAAAUAAACGAAGCAUAAAGCCAGAAGAAGAAGAAGAAGAAGAACAAGAACAAGAAAAUAGGAACAUUAACGAUACCCAAUCAUCAGUGGCAGAUGACAAAGAUGAUAGUGCUAAAUUGAGCAGGAGUAAUAACACAAAUAAUAAUAAGAAGAGGAAAAGAUCAAAGUUGGAUCGAUCACGAAAGGUGGAAAUUUCACUUUUAAUACGCCGCAGAUUACAACAAAAUUUAGUUCAAAGGGACUCACCACCUUCUAAGCAAGAAAUCUUGGAUUCUCAUAAACUUUUGAACAAAAUAUCUGAAAAUUUGGCUUGUGAUCCUCCAUUUUUCGAUAUCGAUGCUCUAAGAGAAUCCAAAUUGCAUAAACUUUUGAAAGUGAUUGUUAAUGAUCCUGACUUAGAUGAAUUUCAUCACAUUUGCAAAGACAUAUUAAUUCAUUGGGUUGACAUAAUUGCAGAAUUGAAGGCAGAAAAACUUGCCAACGAUCAAAAGCAACAACAGCAACAACAACAACCUCAGGACCAUGCACCCACUGAGACUACCAUUGUAUAA